CAACCUUGGAAGAAUUGCAAAAAAUGACGACGAAACAACUUUCCUACCAAUGCCAGAUAUCUGUAAUUCAUCACCUUGAGCCAAAUUUGAGACUAUCCCUUUCCCGCCGAUGUCCAUCACUCAAGCUCGCGGAGCAGUCCACCGGCCUAUACCUCACCUACCUGCAAAUCGACCAAAACUCUAUUCAAAUCAACCAUAUCUUGUAUCGACUAAGCGUUAUCAGAAGCAAUGGAGAUGGUGGCCGCCCGUAUGAUGUAGAUGAGUAUGGAUAUCAGGAUUAUGCCUUAAAUGUUCAUGAAGAUCCCAAUGAGAUUUUGAUAGAUAAUAGGAUGCCUGGUGGAAGCAACAAAAGUCUGAACGAAUUGCUGCGUGAUGUUGGAAGAAUCCUUGAUGAACGUCGGCUUUAUCAGGAGCUGAGGCGCCGAGUUCUGAGGGACGGGCUUCGCAGUGACAAUUUUAUUCAACUGGUGACAGGAAAAAAUGUUGAGCAAGUGACAUAUGCGAAGAAGCUUCACGAAGCUUUGAAAUAUCUACUUGAAACAUUUCUAAGCGGUAGGAAAACCCCCAUUGUGGUACGGAAGCUAUCCAUUGGAGCCGUUGGAAUACUAAGAAUCCCCUCAGAUAUUAGAUUGACAGUUCCGGACAUGGAACUUUUUUAUGGAUAUGAAAACCCUUAUACGAUUUGGCGAUUGAUCGACCCACUGCUUACUGGCCCCCUGGACACUUUGGAGGUCAUUGGGAGCUCCCUUUCAAUAGCGCCAGCGAUAUUUCAAAACGCCCGAUGUUUGAUCUUCAAUUUGGAACCUGGACCUUAUUCCCUACAAGUAAUCUCACACCAACGCGUCCAUUUCAAGAAUGCUUCCAUAGACACCUGCCCGGAAAUUGUGCAACUUGUGAGAAACUGGGUGGAAAACCAUAAGCCCGCUGGAACAUGGUACUCGUUUGAUUUCAAGAUUGAGGUGUUGCCGAAGUCAGUGCUGAAUGAAGUGAAGAUCAACCAUGAGAAUCUUCUAUUGGUUGAGGAGGGAAAUUCUUCUACCCAAAUCAUCAAUCUACUGAUCGACGAUGAAGAUGUGCUGAGCAUUUAUUAUGAGAAGAAGCAAGACUUGUGGCUUUUGAAUAUGCAAAUUUUGAGUUAAAUUAUGUAUU
Molecule: messenger RNA, 1149 nt
Organism: Caenorhabditis elegans
Lineage: Eukaryota; Metazoa; Nematoda; Chromadorea; Rhabditida; Rhabditidae
Gene: fbxc-55
Product: F-box C protein
Exons: 3
Coding region: 24-1139 (371 amino acids)
Source: RefSeq, marked reviewed